AUGGGCAGACGAAAACUCACAGACGAAGAAGCAAAAGUUGCGAGCGCUCAAAAGCGUAUUCGUGAUGCAGAGAAUGCAUGCCUUAGGCGCCAAGCUGAACGUCAACGAAUUAUUGACAAUAAUCGAGCAUCAAGGCAAAACGUUAAACAUUAUUUAGGACCUAUGGAUGUUCUAUGUCAGCAUUGUAAAGCUAAACAUUUUAAUGACGAGAAAGUUUCAAACAAAGGUUUAUCUUUCAAUGAUUGCUGUGGUCAUGGAACAAUAAAAUUAGAUCCAUUACCAAAUUUUCCUCCUGAACUCAAAAAUUUAUUUGAUGGAGAGCAUAAUAAAUCAUCAAGAUUUUUUGAUCGCAUACGCCAUUAUAAUAAUUCUUUAUCUUUCGCAUCAUUCAAUGCCAAUUUAUUCAAUUUUCGGUCACAAAGAUCAGCUCCCUACUGUUUCAAAAUUCAAGGUCAAAUAUAUUAUCAAAUAAAUACAGCUUUGUACCCUAGCGAAGGCGAAAAUCCUGCAUUCGGUCAGCUUUUUAUAAUUGAUCAAAAUGAAGCAAUGCAGUAUCGCAUACAGCAAAAUUCUGUUCUAGAUUAUAACUUGAUGGCAAUACUGGAUGGUAUAAUCCGUAAUAAUAACAUUUAUGCAAAAUCAGAUGAAAUGAUGAUAGAUGAAAUUCGUAUGCAGCAAUUGAUUGCAGAAACUAAUGGGAAUACAUCACAACCUGAAUUGCAGUUAUUAUUUUCAUUAAAACCAGGUCAAGACCAUCGUAGAUACAAUUUUCAACGAGUAAAUGAAGUUGCUGCAAUAUUUUCAACUAGCGCUGAUGGAGAAAUACCCGAAUCUUACAUAACAAUUAGGAAUAAAAAUACAAAAGUCUUGCAAUAUGUCAGUUCUCUAGAUCCUAAUGUUGAACCGUGGAUUUAUCCUUUAUUUUACCCAUACGGUACACAAGGUUGGCAUGUAAAUAUGUUUCGCACAGAUCAUGAACGUAAAAUUACCCGACUAGAUUAUGCUAGGACCAGAAUGGCAAUCAUAAAUGACGAUUUUAAUCCUAUCAUAAGAGGACGUAGACUGUUUCAACAAUGGGUAGUAGACAGUUACGUAAAAAUUGAAAGAGAUAGGAUUCAAUGGUGUAAUUCUCAUCAAAAACAAUUAAGGGCUGAUACGUAUCAAGGUUUGAAUGAUUACAUGAGUAAUCGUGCAAAUGAUGUUGAUGGGCAAGUAGGUAGAACUAUAAUACUUCCUUCAACAUUUCUUGGUUCCCCUCAAUAUAUGCAACAAUGUUAUCAAGACGCAAUGGCUAUUGUAAAUGAAACUGGGAAACCUGACAUUUUUCUGACUAUGACAUGUAAUCCCAAUUGGCUAGAAAUAACUGAAAAUUUAUUACCAGGACAGCAAGCUGCUGAUAGACCAGAUUUGGUAGCUAGGGUUUUUGAUUUGAAAAAAGAUCAUUUGCUUCAUGUUGUUACAAAAGAAAAUUUUUUCGGAAAAGUAGCAUCUUAUGUUUAUGUUAUUGAAUUUCAAAAAAGAGGAUUGCCACAUAUGCAUUUACUGAUCACACUGGAACAAGGCUACAAAAUUACUACUCCUGACAUAGUUGAUAAAUUCAUCUCAGCCGAAAUACCAAUUGAGGUGAGAAAUCCACGCUUAUUUGAAAUUGUUUUGAGAACUAUGAUUCAUGGUCCAUGUGGUGACUGGUGUAUGAAAGAUGGUAAAUGUUCCAAAAAUUUUCCAAAAGAAUUCCAAGCCACAACUACUAUCGACGAAAAUGGUUAUCCAAGUUACCAAAGAACAGAUACCGGUGAAGAGUAUGAAUGCUCUAAUGGACACAAAACCGAUAAUAGGUGGGUUGUUCCUCAUUGUCCUGAGCUAUUAGAAAUGUUCGACUGUCAUAUCAACGUGGAAAUUGUUUCCAGUAUCAAAGCUGUUAAAUAUUUAUACAAAUAUAUUUAUGAAGGACACGACGCCGCUACAGUGGUGAUCGGAGAAGCUAAAAAUCAGAACACUAUUGAACACAAUGAGUGUCGCAAUUUUAUUGAAACCCGUUACGUUGGUCCUGUGGAAGCAUGCUACAGAAUUUUCAGUAAACCACUACAACAUAAAAGUCAUUCAGUUACAAGAUUACCCAUACAUCUACCUAAUGAACAGGCAGUAAUAAUUACCGAAAAUGAAGAUGAAAUAGCAUUGUUAGCGUGUUUGAACAAUUCAAGUAGCAUAUUACUUGAUUAUUUUACUUUGAAUGCAACUAAUGAUGAAGCAAGACAGUAUUACUACACUGACAUUCCGAAGUAUUUUAGACAUAUAAAGAAGAAAGUUGAUGGGCAAAUGACUUCGUCAUGGGCAGCCAGGAAAAAACAUUCUGAUUGUAUUGGACGCAUGUAUUCAAUAAGCUCUACACAUAUUGAAUUAUUCCAUUUACGACUGUUGUUAUUGCACGUGAAAGGUGCCACAAAUUACAAUGAUUUGAGAACUGUAGAUAAUAUAUUACAUCCUUCUUUCACAGCAGCCUGUCUAGCGUUAGGGAUUAUUGAAGACGACGAGGAAUGGAACAAAGCUAUGAGAGAAGCAGUAAACUGGAUGAUGCCGCGGCGCCUCAGACAUUUAUUCGAAGCAUUUAAAGAUUCCAUGUCAGAGGACUUUUCACGUAACAACGAUUUGAAUACUAGCUAUCAAGAGGCUUAUGCUGAAAUAAAUAACCUUUUAAUUAAAGAAGGAAGAAGUUUAGUUGACUUUCCGACAAUGAAUCAAAAUGUAAUAGUUGAUAUUCUUAAAAAUAAUGAUGAUGAAGAAAACCGCCGAUUGGAAAUUGGCAAUCAACAAUAUCAGAAAUGA
Phymastichus coffea is the source of this 2823-nucleotide messenger RNA. RefSeq lists its product as uncharacterized. NCBI's taxonomy places the organism in Eukaryota, Metazoa, Arthropoda, Insecta, Hymenoptera, Eulophidae. The record is from RefSeq and is a predicted model, not a curated record. Bases 1 to 2823 code for a protein of 940 amino acids. The transcript has 2 exons.